AUGCAUCAGGGAUUGACAGCCAACGGGAGUCCAGGAGAGGAGCUGCUCACGCAGUUUCUGAGGGUGACCAAGGCAUACCCUGCUGAUGUUGUGGUCACCCUCCUGCGCUGUGCCUCAUCCUGUGACAGAGCUGCUGCCAGCAUGUGGAGGACCAUCGCCUCAUCAGAAAUGGCACUGGAGAAGGUGCUGCCAGAGUUGCUCUAUGUGAUUGAGGACUGGCCAGUGCACAGCACGUGCACCUCUGACGAGGACAACACGCCUGUCUUUGCUCUGGCUGCAACCAGGGGGAUCUGGGAGAUCCUCCAGAUGAUCCGGUGCCCAGGGCCAUUGGUGGAGUACUUCCCCUGUCUCCUCGUGGCUCUGCUCUUCCAAGUUCUUGCCAGCACAGAGCAGAUGCCAGAGGAGGUUGACACCUUUUGGAGGGGAUGCCAGGAGCAACAGAACCUUCCCACCAACCCCAGCAGGUUUGCAGUGGUGACCAUAAAGGCCCUGCUUUGCCAUCUUGAGUGUGAGGCUGUGGUGGUUUCAAUGGAGCGCAAGUGUGGCUGGGACACGCUCCUCAGGCCUGACACCCACCACUACGCAGUGGGUCUGCUGGCCAGGGAGAUCCGCCGUGUCUCCAGCCCCUUGUGUUCCCGGAUCACACUCCACCUUCUGGAGCUGCAGGGCAGGGAGGAGCCCCACUUGGAACUCCCCACUGUGGCAUUCCUUGUGGAGGUCCUGGACUGGGUGGACGUGAGUGAAUGGGGAGACAGCCUUGUGCAGAUGCUUUCAAGGCACCUCCUGAGUGCGUGCCCAGAGAGGCGUCGCCUGGCACUCAGAGCUCUUGUGGUGCUGAGCAAGGAUCCUGCGAUGGCUGACGGUGUGUGGACCCUGACAGAAAGCCUCACGAGCCUACUGUGGGAUGCAGAUGAAGAGCUGGUCGUGAUGGCUCUCUGUGUAUUCCUCAAUGAAGUUCGGGGCAGACACACCCCAAUCUCCACCCUCACUGCCCAGGAGCUGGUUGAGGCACUCCCGACACUCUUUGGCUACGAGAACAUCCGUGUGCAACUGCUCUCCGUUCGCCUCUUCCGAAAGGUGUUGAAGUUGGUAGAGGAGGAGGGAAAAAAAGAGCUGGAGACACACCUGAUCCCGAGCCUGAUGCCACUCUUCUUCCUCACAAAUGAUGAGAACGAGGAUCUGGCAGACGCCUCUUGGGAAGCGGCAAUUUGUGCCUUCAGGUUCCUGAGGAGAAAGGAUCUCACGAACCUGCUGAAGGCGGACAAGCCCGGGUGGUUCUGCGACUGCCUGGUGGAAAGUGAGAAGAAAAGAGUGGUGGAGUUCAUGUGCCAGAUCCUACCAUACGUGGAGAGCCCACAGGAGCGCCUGAAAGAGAUGGCUCUCAGGUUCAUAGGCUGGCAGUGCCACUGGGGGGGAGCUGUGACACCACUGGGGCCCUGA
This is a messenger RNA of Myiozetetes cayanensis, 1440 nucleotides long. RefSeq lists its product as uncharacterized. The record is from RefSeq and is a predicted model, not a curated record. The coding region runs from base 1 to 1440 and encodes 479 amino acids. Gene Ontology annotation, cellular component: cytoplasm. The transcript is spliced from 11 exons. Lineage: Eukaryota; Metazoa; Chordata; Aves; Passeriformes; Tyrannidae.